Messenger RNA from Dromiciops gliroides (monito del monte), 327 nucleotides. Its product is annotated as coiled-coil-helix-coiled-coil-helix domain-containing protein 2-like. The record is from RefSeq and is a predicted model, not a curated record. The transcript has a single exon. NCBI's taxonomy places the organism in Eukaryota, Metazoa, Chordata, Mammalia, Microbiotheria, Microbiotheriidae. Bases 1 to 327 code for a protein of 108 amino acids.
AUGCCACAGGACAGGAGCUGGAUCUCACUGGUGCCCCCUGCCCCUGCCACUUGUGCAGCCCUGAGGAGAACUUCUCCAACACCAGCACCAGCAGCUCACACUGCAGCAGUACCACCAUCAUCUCCAGUUGCACUACCCUCUGCUGCUCCCAGGCAGCCAGGAUUGAUGGCCAAAAUGGCUAACACCACAACAGGAGUGGCAGUGGGAUCAGUUGUUGGGCAUACUAUUAGUCACGCCUUUACUGGGAGCUUCAGUGGUAGAAGCAAUGCUGAGCCUGCAAGGCCUGACAUCACAUACCAGGAGCCUCAGAGAUCCCAGCCAGGCUAA